AGAACUUGGUCUGUCUGUUAAGCCUGUGCCCUUGACUGCCCCACGUGAGUCUGUCAGUUCUUCUUGUCCUCUUGUGAAGCUUUAAGCUAACUCUUAAAAAUAGAUAAAAAAGAAAAGAAAAAUCACGUCUGCGCUACUAAUGAUCAUUUUCUGAUGCAGUAACCACCAUGUCCCUAAGAAGCAAAUCUCUGUUGUUUCUGCUGCGGCGUUGCGCCGCAGUCCGGCAGCCGCAGUUAGUGACAAGCUUCACAUCAGGAGGCGGAUUCAUCCAGCAACGAACCUGGACAUCAGUGACCCGGAGAGGCUGCGUACACGGGAUAUGCCAGGUCCAGCCUGCGGUGGAAAUCGGACAGUUCCGCUUCUGUAACAAGGCUGAAUCGUCUUGUGUGGAUGAGUAUCCACCACUGCCAGCCUACCAGUCUGAUGAGCCGGAGAAGAAGGAGGUGUUUAUCGUGCAAGUGAAUGGUCUUCCAUGGUCGUGCUCAGCACAGGACCUAAUGGAGUUUUUUUCUGAGUGCAGAAUCCGUGAUGGGCAGAGUGGUAUACACCUGACCGUGGACAGACUGGGGAGGCCGUCAGGACGAGCCUUCAUUGAGAUGGAGCACAGAGAGGACGUCAGCAAAGCUUUAGAGCAGCACCGUCAGUACCUCGGUUCAAGAUACGUGGAAGUAUUUGAAGUGACAACGAGUGAUGCUGAAGCCAUUCUAAAGAAAGCCCUAGCCCAAGUUGCUGCAGAUGACAGUACAGUGGUCCGACUCAGGGGUUUGCCCUUCACAUGUACGGAGGACAACAUAGUCCAGUUCUUUACAGGUUUGGAUAUAGUGGAGAAUGGUAUCACCUUCGUCACAGACUUCACAGGAAGGAGGUCUGGAGAAGCCUUUGUCCAGUUUUCCUCUCAUCAGGAAGCAGUUGAAGCUCUGCAGAAAGACAGAGAGUUUAUAGGAAACAGAUACAUCAAGGUCUUUCGCAGCAAAAACGAUGAGAUCAACCCCUGCUCCGAAAUAAAGAUGACGUUGGGGCCUGCUCAGAUCGAUCCUCAGUCGGAAAACACGAUUGUCUCUGCUCCGCAGUGCAACCCUGAAACUGAAUCCAUCCAGAGCUUCGAGACGACGCUUCAUGACACCUAUUUAAGAGACUCUUUUUCCAAGGCAACCAGUCAAGAAGCUAAGGAGUCUGAUUUAUCUUCUGAUGAUGAGCUUACACCACAGCCAGUCCAACAGUCUGAAGAGCCAGAGAAGAAAGACGUGUUUAUCGUGCGGGUGAAAGGUCUUCCAUGGUCGACCUCUGCAGAAGAAAUCAUGCACUUCUUCUCUGACUGCAGGAUCCGUGGAGGGUUAGAUGGAAUCCAUCUGACUCUGGACAGACGGGGAAGGCCAUCGGGUCGAGGCUUCAUCGAGAUGGAGGAUGAGGAAGACGUCAGCAGAGCUUUAGAGAAACACAGACAGUACAUCGGUGAAAGAUAUGUAGAAGUGUAUGAAGUGACGAACAGUGAUGCUGAAGCCAUGCUGAAGAAAAACCUGGAGCCUAACGCUAAAAGUGAAGUGGUCCGGCUUAGGGGUCUGCCCUUCACAUGUACAGAGGCCGAUGUAGUCCAGUUCUUCAGAGGUUUGGAUAUAGUGGAGAAUGGAAUCACCUUUGUAACAGACUUCACAGGAAGGAGGUCUGGAGAAGCCUUUGUCCAGUUUUCCUCUCUGCAGGAAGCAGUUGAAGCUCUGCAGAAAGACAGAGAGUUUAUAGGAAACAGAUACAUCAAAGUGUUUUCCAGCUCCAGUAAUGAGAUUCACCCUAAUUGGAGGAUGAGGGCUAAUAUGGCGUUUGCUCAUCAGCCUGUGUCCGACCCACUGUGUGGCUCAGAAACUGGUUCCCUGCAGAGCUCAGAGACAUUGUUUCAUUACCAACAGUCAAGAAGUCCAUCUGCACAAGCAUCUCAAGAUGAUGCUGAAAAGGCUGAAGCGUCUUCUGAGGAUGAGUACACACCAUCCCGAGUCAACCAGUCUGUGGAGGAGCCAGACAGGGAUGUGUUCAUUGUGCAGGUCAAAGGUCUGCCAUGGUCAUGCUCUGCUGAGGACCUCAUGCAGUUCUUCUCUGACUGUAGGAUCCGUGAUGGGUUGAAUGGGAUACACCUGACUCUGGACAGACGGGGAAGGCCAUCGGGUCGAGGCUUCAUCGAGAUGGAGGAUGAGGAAGACGUCAGCAGAGCUUUAGAGAAACACAGACAGUACAUCGGUGAAAGAUAUGUAGAAGUGUAUGAAGUGACAAACGGUGAUGCUGAAGCCAUGCUGAACAGACCCUUAAAGCCUGCAGCUGACAGCAGGGUGGUGCGGCUCAGGGGUCUGCCCUUCUCAUGUACAGAGGACGACAUAGUCCAGUUCUUCAGAGGUUUGAAUAUAGUAGAGAAUGGAAUCACCUUCAUCACGGACCGCAGAGGAAGGCCUACAGAGGCCUACGUGCAGUUUCCCUCCCAGAGAGAGGCAGAUGAAGCUCUGCAGAGAGAUAAGGAGUUCAUAGGGAACAGGUACAUUGAAGUGCUUACCAGUGCAAGUGAUGAGAGUCCCCCAAGCUGGAAGAGUAGGAAUAAUUCAGCAUCUGCACAGAAGAGUUCUCAGUCGGCCAUCAGAACUCUUUCCAUCCCAAAAUACAACACAGAAACUGGAUCUCCACAGAUCUCACCUGCAAUGCUUCAUUGUGUCCAUAUGAGGGGGCUUCCUUUUAGGACAUCUGGAGAAGACAUUGUGAAGUUUUUCUCCCCUCUACCUGUAUCCAGCAUCCUGAUCGCAUGUGGUGCUGACGGGAGGCCGAAUGGAGAGGCUGAUGUUCAUUUUAGCUGCCACCAGGAUGCUGUGGCUGCCAUGUCCAGAGAUAAACAUUACAUAGGAGAAAGAUUCAUCGAGUUGUUUUUGAACUCUACACGAGACAGUUGAUAGAAGGUGAAACAUCAAACAUCAAACAACAACAAUGACGAUGAAUUUGGUUAUCGCUUCAAAGUGAAAUAAUAUUCGGUAUGUUGAGUUUUUAUUUCACUGUGUGUUAUUUAAGACGUCCUUCUUCGUCCUCGGUGAAAAAUACAGUUGUAUGUAUUUACUGUCUGAUCUGAUUAUCAAACAAUAAAUAUAGAAUCUGUUAUCAUUUAA
This is a messenger RNA of Cynoglossus semilaevis (tongue sole), 3131 nucleotides long. RefSeq lists its product as uncharacterized. The coding region runs from base 168 to 2921 and encodes 917 amino acids. The record is from RefSeq and is a predicted model, not a curated record. Lineage: Eukaryota; Metazoa; Chordata; Actinopteri; Pleuronectiformes; Cynoglossidae. The transcript is spliced from 21 exons. Gene Ontology annotation, molecular function: RNA binding.